AUGAUUCCCAAAACUACGUUUCCCUCCCUUUUUGUCAUCGCCUUGUUCUUUUCGCUUUUGACCACCGUCGUCGAAGGUCUUGAUGUCAACAUCCUUCCUGUCGAUAGGACAACAGUCACCCUAAUAUUCGGUGGCCAGGCUGUCCAAGGUUUUCGCCGUAUGCGUGACAUUCUCCGUAUCGGAUUCCGAGAUGGGUACACCAUGAUUUUGGUCAUUGGAAAUCCAGCCGUUCAAGCCCUUCAAGCCAUUCCACCACCCGCCCCCGCCCUCAUUGCUGCCGCCCGACGAACACAUGACAUCAAUUGGGGACGCAUUGUAAACUACGUCACCGGCAACCCAAACGUGGCUAAUUUUUUGCCCAAUGUCAAUGAACGGAACUUCAUGUUGACCGUGGCUUUGAUUUUGACGGAAGGCAUCCCUGGCAUUGUCAACAUCCGCGGCCUUCGUGGAGAAGACAAUUUCGACGCCAAUGUCAUUCUCGCCAUCAUGUACUACUAUCGUCAGAAGGGAUGGCCGGUAUUGCCUGAGGCCUUUGUUCAGAAUGUUUACGCCCAGAUUUAA
Seminavis robusta is the source of this 561-nucleotide messenger RNA. The record is from the annotation of a GenBank genome assembly. Lineage: Eukaryota; Bacillariophyta; Bacillariophyceae; Naviculales; Naviculaceae.